Gregarina niphandrodes is the source of this 1950-nucleotide messenger RNA. Its product is annotated as importin subunit alpha. Lineage: Eukaryota; Apicomplexa; Conoidasida; Eugregarinorida; Gregarinidae. The coding region runs from base 1 to 1950 and encodes 649 amino acids. The transcript has a single exon. Gene Ontology annotation, cellular component: nucleus. Gene Ontology annotation, molecular function: nuclear import signal receptor activity; protein binding. Gene Ontology annotation, biological process: NLS-bearing protein import into nucleus. The record is from RefSeq and is a predicted model, not a curated record.
AUGGAGCCUCCCCCUAGUGGCGAUCCCCGGCAGCAUCCAUUGCCUGCUCCGCCGCCGCCGAGUAAAGCGGAUGACGCGAUGCCGGAGUUGGUUGAGUUGUUGGGGAACUUUGACUGGGCGGUGGACACGGUGGAGAAGUGUGCUCGCCUGAUAAAUAGCGAGAGCGCGUCGAGUCAGGAUAAGUUGCGUGCGGUUCAAGACCUGAAGCAGCUGUUGUGUACCAGUCGAGAUCACGUGUUUCCCAUUGCGCAAGAUGUCAUAGACAGCGGGGCCCUGGUCGGGUUGACUAAGUUCGUUAGUUCCGAGAACCCAGUAGACGAGUUGCGGUUGCCGGCGGCAUUCUGUUUGACGAACAUCGCGGCGGGAAGUGACGAGCAGACGGCGGCAGUUGUCUGCGCCGGGGCUGUUCCGGCCAUGUUGCAGCUGCUUUCCGUGGGCCACGAGGGGUUAGUACGGCAGGCCAUCUUUUGUCUGGCUAAUAUAGCGGGUUCCAAGCCCGAGUACCGAGUUAUGCUAGCGGACGAGCCGAGUUACUUUCGGGCAUUGCGCUAUGCCAUUUUGGCUUCUCAUGACAGCCGGAUUGAAGAAUUAGCCGGCUGGAACCUCCGGAACAUUGUUGUCCUGGGGGGAGUACCGUUUGAAAAGUGCCUGCCGGCGCUCAACAUCUUUAUCGAGAAAUUGCGCUACAGCGUUCCCGCCCGCCGCACGUGUGUGCGCCUCAUGAUGAAUGGCAGCGCAACGCUCGCCAGCAUCCAUCACAACACCGCAAAUUGGUUUAGAUACGGUCCGCUGGAGCAGGACGGCGUUUCCGGGCUCCUGGGCCCAGUAACAAACCGCUCGGUGCUCAGGUUCAGCGCCGAAGCAUUUAGUCAUAUUUCCCGACUACCGCAAGGGCAAGAUUAUUUGAUAAAGAAGGAGCUGGUGCUCUUAUCCAUUCACUACCUCGCCAAGUUCUCCCCGAACCCGAGUGUGCGCAACUACGCUCUGGAGUGCCUGGUCAACCUAGCCAACCACCCCGCCUGCAUGGUCAGUUCCUGGAACGGCGGGGGCGAGAUCCGGUUCAUCGAGUAUGCGCCCUACGGGCUCGGAGAGAUGCUCGCGGACCCGAUCAGCUACUCGCCACAUCAACGCGCAUUAGCGGCCCGGGUGCUCUGGCGGUUGGCGGAGGGGCUGAAUGAGAGCCAGGUCAUGGCGCUGGUAAACAGUACCGUGAUCACACGGACGGCGAUGCUGGCGACCAAGCGGAACCUGGUUCAUGGUGCUCUGAGUUUCGUCGCGGCGGAACAAAACGAGCCCGAGGAUUUAGACCUCGACUUGGAGGCGGUGGACCUGGCGACCAACGGCAGUGCCACUCAGUCAGUGCUUGAAAUUGCCUUGAAAAUAUACCAGGAAUACGAACACCCCGAGGAACUGGCACUACGCGAAAAAUGUGCUCGCAUAGUCCUAGCUGUCCUCGGCAAAGUAUCCUACAACACCCUCCUCCAGUUCAUUGACCAAAAGUUCGUCUCUCUGGUGGUUCAACUCGCCGAAUUCGCCUUCGCCGUCGACCGAUAUAGCAAAUACAAAAGCUUCACCGAUCUCAACACCGAAGAACACCCUGGAAAUGAAAACGCACCCGCAGAAGCCGCCAACAACACUGGCAUGAGCGCCGAGGCCGAGGUCGAGACUGCCACUGUGGGGACGGCUGGCAGCAGUGUGCCCGCCUUCCGCUUCGGCAACAUCCACAACGCUCUCCUCGUCGGAGAACCCACCCCCAUGCUGCCCCAAGUGUUCCUUCUCCUUGAGAAACUCUUUGCCAUCGGCGAAGACCUCCGAGUCAAAGGCAAGGGCCUGGAGAACGCCGUCACCUCCAUCCUCACGCUUACAGAUAACAUCGCGGCACUUAACGACGUGCUCGUCAAGACCAGUGGACUGCGGAAAGCCAACGAGCUUAAGAGGUUUAUCAACUGA